This is a messenger RNA of Lingula anatina, 523 nucleotides long. RefSeq lists its product as uncharacterized. The record is from RefSeq and is a predicted model, not a curated record. NCBI's taxonomy places the organism in Eukaryota, Metazoa, Brachiopoda, Lingulata, Lingulida, Lingulidae.
GUGACUGGCAGAAUUGCACACUUUGGCUUUGGGAGAGCGACGCGAAAGGAUGAAGACGCAAUUUCUCUGGAGUUUUCUCUUACCACUCAUGGCUGUGGUCAUCCACAAUGUCAAGAGCCAGGACGCUGAGGCGUCACCUACAUUGUCAGAGAUAAGUUCUAUGGUUCAAGAUUUAAAGAACGUUGUGGAUCUCCUAGCAAACCAGCUGAUGAUGCAGCAGUUGAUAGUAGAGGAGAAAGCGAGGUUCGACGGGGCGUCUGGAAUCAAGCAGAUUCGAAUGGAUAUUGCCGGCACGCGCCCGUAUCACACGCCCUCCCACGUGCGAGACAGCGUAGCAGCCUACCACGAUCAUGCUAAUUACGAUAGAACCGUGGGCAUGGGGGAGAUCUCCGCCGUCUUGAAUGGGGUCGAAUUUAAGACCAGGCACAACGACUUCAAGCUGGUCAUGCCGUGUACAAGCGAUGAGUCUUAUCACUGUAUAGAGAACAUCCCCUUCCCGCCCGUCCCGCCAGAGUCCUUCUAA